UUGAAGAACUGCAAAUCGUCUACAUAUUAUGUUUUUAGUAUCGCUGAAAUUAUUGAGCAAGCCGUCGACGAGUUCCUCAAGCUAGAUCCGGACCCUUUGGACGAUCGACAUCCUGCGCGAACUCAUCCGCAUGCUGAAUUUGGAAAUCUUUUGAGAUUAUUAUUCCAUAACGAUGACUUCAUGAAUAAGCUCGUUAUUUCUUAUCUUCUGGGACGUGACCAAACUGAACUCAGUGCGGCUGCAGCUCGUUUACUUCUUGACUGUGUGCCAGGAUUAGAUGCUGCAGUAAUAUUUGCGGUUAGCACAUUCUUUUCACUUAUUUAUCUUCAUCUCGUCAUAUGAGC
Messenger RNA from Strongylus vulgaris, 344 nucleotides. Lineage: Eukaryota; Metazoa; Nematoda; Chromadorea; Rhabditida; Strongylidae. The record is from the annotation of a GenBank genome assembly.